Molecule: messenger RNA, 1779 nt
Organism: Rhododendron vialii
Lineage: Eukaryota; Viridiplantae; Streptophyta; Magnoliopsida; Ericales; Ericaceae
Exons: 12
Coding region: 91-1455 (454 amino acids)
Source: RefSeq, a predicted model, not a curated record
CCGAUUUCGCGCCUCUCUCUCUCUCUCUGCCAUCGCUGUAUCCUCUGCCCCGUGCAUAGAGUCGUAAGUUUGGAGAGAGAAAGGUCGAAGAUGGCCACGGACGAUCCUCUCGAUUUCGAGUCAGAAGACCGACUUCUCAAGUCCCCCGCUCUUACUAAAAGAAGGAAGAAAGUCAUAGGCCUGGAUGAUCUUGUGAAUGAUUACUUGAAGGAAAAUAAAAAGCAGGAGAUGAAAUCAAAACAGGCAAAGGCUCAAAAAAACUAUUUUUCUGAUGAGGACGACGACAUCAGAGAAGCCAAACUGUCUGAAUGUGUUGAAAAAUGUCAACAAGAGAUGGGACAAAUAAGUGGCGAGGAAGAGAUCUGCUUGUGGGGUCUUCAAGUUUUUGGUAACCAGAAAACUUUGCCGCAGUUGGCGUUUCAUGAGCUUGGAGGCUGCGGGCUUUUGCAAUCUUUCAUGCACAAUGAGCUCAAUUCACUGGUUGAACUUGACAUUAACAAAGGAGAAGCGUUCCUUGAGAGCUUGUUAGUUAAUGGAUGGCUCUUGAAAUUGCUUGAUGCAUGUGGUCAUGUGGAGAAAUCCAUAGCAACAUGGACAUAUAAUUUGAUGUUAUACUCAGUGCGGGAAGUGCUUAGUGCAUCUGCUUGCGACUUCUGGAUUUCUAUUCUCUCACCUAAGGCCAAGAUUAAAAUUGACUGGUUACCAAACUAUUCUGAAAUAAAAAGAGCUCUUGAAAUUUAUGGUUUUCGAUCGGAUUUUCCAUCCAGGUUUUCAUCCGACGUGGAAAUGGUCAAUGCUGAUUCUGACUGUGGGGGGCCACCUCAAAAUAUUAGAGCUUGGAUCAUGUAUGUAGCUGCUUGUUUUCGAGUAAGAAAACAUUCAAUCAUCUCAACUUCAGAAGCAGAAGAGUUGGUUGUUAUGCUCAUCUAUCUUUUCUUAGAUCGGCAGCUUCUAGGCUUGUCUGUGAUUUUACAUGAGUGCAUGCUUUCAGCUAUUAGUUUCUUCACUGACAAUGAAUGGAAUACCAGCUCUGAGGAAGUAGCAAAAUCUAUCGCUUUCAGAGUACCAAAGGACAUGAACUGCUUGAGAGCUGUGGAGAGCAUUUCGGGAGUUGAUGCACGUAGCAAACAACUAAGGCAGGCAGUGGCCUUCCGAAUCCUUGUAGCUUGUUUGGAUAUCAAGGCUACUGAUGCAGAGGAGAUCCUGAGAUUUCUUAACUUGAUUAAUGUAAAAGACAAAAGUUGUGAUCUCUUCAAGAUCUAUAUUUACUUAGUUCUGACCGAGAACUGGCUUUUAUAUAACCCUACGCUCGAAGAUAAGCCAGUUAUACACAAAUUGUGGGGUGUUUAUCUACGCCACUGUUCUUGCCAGAUUACCAGCACGGAUCUGAGGACUUAUGCAUCAAAGGUCCGUAGUAAAGCUUCAUAUCUUCUGCAAGGAAUCAACAACAAAUGAGUACGUACGUGUUCUCCUAACCUGUUACAUCCUCCUUGUAGGAUGCUAAUGGCUUGGGUUGAUCAACUUGCUAAUCUGCUACUGUUGCUUUGCAUUUACUUAAAACCUGGUUGAAAUUGUUCUGUGUUUGGAUGGAGGGUUUUGGUUUAGAAACCAGAAUCCUAUCACUUGUUUAGAUAAAUAAAAGAGGUGAAAAAUAAUGAGAAAUAACAGAAAUAUACAAUGUAUAGUUUGUCUCUCACCAGCCAUGGUGAGAUUUGGUGAGAAGACAUUAUCCUUUCUUUUAUUAACUGAUUGCUUCAAUCCAAACAGACUGUUAAUGCA